ACUAAGACCCUUAAACUGAAGCAUCUAAAUGGAAUUAAGCCAUCAUUCAUUUUAUUAUUUACACCUGAACUAAAUUACUAAACAAUUAAAAUUCUUAGUACUUGAUCUCUUUUGUUUUCCUGUGUCACACUUAUAAUAUAACCCAAGAAAUAUUCAAAUUUGCUGUGUUUUUUCAGGCAGAAUGGAAACUAUGCAAGAUGGGUGGGAUCAUAAACUGUCCUCCAGUGGUAGAUGCCUUCAGGAAUUUCAAUUGGUCUUAAUUGCUCUGCUGUUCCUCCCAACCAGAACAUUUACCCAAGCAGACAAGUCCACACAUCUGUACUACAGACAGGACAAAAAGAUUGAGUAUGAUGGAAGUGAAGGUGUCUGUGGACGGCGUUCCACGUGUGGUCUGUGGAGUUACGGAGGAAACAACAUGCCAAGAAGUGGUCAUAGCGUUGGCUCAAGCCCUGGGUCAGCCUGGACGCUACACGUUACGGGAGAAAUUUAAAGACUUUGAGAGGUGCAUGACACCCGAUGAACACCUCCUGGAGACUCUUGAGAAGUACGGUGAACAGGCCAGGGAGGUCCAGCUCACACUGCUCCACAACGGACCUUCAGUCUGGGAUGAAAUGACCAGAACAAAAGUUGGCAGACACCAACCUUGCCCGCCAUUGAGGAGAAAAGAAGCAGGCACCAGAAUGCGGCGGGGUAGCGGUUCACUAAGUUUGCAUCGCCGAAGCUUGCCGCCAUUGUCCUGUUUGAGACAAGAACCUGAGCACCAACAAGAGGAUGUGAAAAGGCCUAAAAGAAAGUCUUUGACACUUAUGGAGGAGGCCUGGGAAUGGCUGGAGAGUCUGGGGAAAGGCAAGGUUUACAGUACUGCCUGUGAUAAGGAAAGCAGUAAGAAGACUGAUAAAAAGAACCGAACCUUGUUGGAUGUUUCUCUCACUGUUGACAAAGAUAACUCAGGUCGAGGCAGUAAAAGCAAAGUCAGAGGUCAGAAAAGUUUGAAGUCAGACUUGGAUCAUCAAACAUCCUGCUGCAUGGGAAGUCAGACCAGAGGUAAAGAAAGCAAAUAUUCCAAGAAAAAUCAAGGGGUAAAAUCUGAUAACCUAUCCAGUUCAAGCUGUGCUACAGCUGAAGAUGAGAAAAAUAAUUUAAGAGAAACCAUAAUAUGUCAGCUCAGUUGUUUGCAAGAGUUACAGGACCAGAUAGCACGAGUAGACAAACAGAUUUUAGAGUUUGAGGAACUACAGAGGGCCAGACAAGCUGAGCAGGAAGCCGAGCAGAGAAUGAAUGAGGAUGAGAUGGAGCAGAUAAAGUUUUGGGAGAAUGAAUUAAAGGCAGAGGACAGUUAUGAGAGAGAUCUGCAAAGUCAGUUCCUUGAGAUGAGGGCCAAGGCUGUGGAGUGCAAGACCAAGCUGGAGGACUACAAGUGCAAAAUGCAAGGACUUGGUUUCUUUGCCACUCAAAAUGUUGUUCAAGAGGACUCAGAGAUGGUUUCAAAAAUGGGGGCAAAUGAUGUCACUGAGAUUUCAGUUGAUUCACCUAAGGACCGAAAUCGGCGACGAUCUGAUUCGGACGGAAAUGUAAAUAUUAACAGGAAGUUCCUGCCCAGAGAAGACUUCAACCCUCCUUCUGCUCUAGUUCCUCCCAGUCAGAUAAAGGAGCGACGGCCCACAGGGCCCACCGAGCUCAGGGAGUGGUGGAGACGCUGGUCUGAAUCCCAAAGCUCCAAAUCACAGUCUAAAAAGAAGGUGAUACAUCGCUCUGAGCUCACUAUAUAUCUGGGCAGUACCAAAGUUUAGUCAAAUUAAUAGAGCAACUUGUGAAGAAAAACACAUAAUAAAUUUAAUGAAUGCUUCAUUGUA
Messenger RNA from Thunnus maccoyii (southern bluefin tuna), 1853 nucleotides. It is a transcript of the gene rassf11, whose product is annotated as Ras association domain family member 11. The record is from RefSeq and is a predicted model, not a curated record. Lineage: Eukaryota; Metazoa; Chordata; Actinopteri; Scombriformes; Scombridae. The transcript has 3 exons. The coding region runs from base 348 to 1790 and encodes 480 amino acids.